AUGCCGGAUGAAGAAGAGGAGGAGAAAGAGAUUGAGGUGGAAGAAGCUGUCAAAGAAGAGGAAAAUAAAAGUACUUCAAAGUCAAAGAAACCCAUAGAAACCGAAGUAAAAGUCACACCAGCUCCAUUUCCUUCAAGGCUAGCAGGCACCAAAAGAGAACAGGAAGAUGACGAAAUCAUGGCCAUGUUUCAAAGAUAUGCUAAGUUCCUUAAGGAACUUUGCACAUCUAAGAAAAAGCUUAAAGGAAAUCAAACUGUUAAGGUUUGUGAAAAUGUUUCAGCCGUGUUACAAAAACAGCUACCAAAAAAAUGCAAGGAUCCGAGUGUUUUCACGGUUCCUUGUAAAAUGGGUAACCUUUUUGUACCACGUGCCAUGCUUGAUUUUGGAGCAUCAAUUAAUGUCUUACCCUAUUCAAGCUAUAAGACAAUGGGAAUUGGACCUAAAACAAAAACCAGAGUUAUCAUUCAACUUGCCGAUCGGUCUUUGGUACACCCGAAAGGUGUAUUGGAGGACGUGUUGGUGCAAGUUAAUGAACUUGUAUUUCUCGCUGACUUUUAUGUUUUGGACAUGGGUGAUGAAAACACCCCAAAAUCGAGCUCCAUCCUUUUGGGGAGCCCUUUUAUGAGUACUGCAAAAACAAAAAUAGAUGUAGCCAAUGGUACUUUGUCUAUGGAGUUCGAUGGUGAGGUGAUUAACUUUAAUAUCUUUGAAGCCAUGCGUUAUCCUAGUGAUAUCCAUUCUUUAAACUUCAUAGAUGUUAUUGAUUCAUGUACUAAUGAUUGCUUUGAGAUGUCAAGACAAGACGUGCUAACCACCAUCUUGAGCAAACACUUUGAUGAGACAGGGAUUAAGAAUUUGGCUGACAAGUACACAUUGGAGGAUGAAUUGAUUGAAGUAAUCAAUUCCUUGGAAAAAACACAACCCAUGAGAGUUGAACCAUCCCAAAUGAAGCUAAAAAGUUCCAAUCUGAAACUUCUCCCAUCCAUAGUACAACCACUGAAUCUUGAGUUGAAGGCUCUUUCCGACCAUCUCAAAUAUACCUACCUUGGAGAGGAAGAGACAUUACCGGUGAUAAUUUCAACCAAGAUAGCACGAGAAGAAGAAAAAGAGUUGAUUGGAAUUUUGAAUAAGUACAAGGAGGCUAUUGGUUGGACCAUUGCGGACAUAAAAGGGUUGAGUCCAUCAUUAUGCAUGCACAAAAUAUUGAUGGAAGAGGACUUCAAGCCAACCCGUGAAGCCCAAAGGAGAUUGAAUCCACCGAUGAUGGAGGUAGUGAAAAAAAAGAUUAUGAAGCUCUUGAAUGCAGGUGUAAUUUAUCCCAUUUUUGAUAGUAAGUGGGAAUGUUUGCAAAAUCUCACCAAAAUCUUACAAAGGUGCAUUAACACAAAUUUAGUCCUCAAUUAUGAAAAAUGUCAUUUUAUGGUUGACAAUGGCUUGAUACUUGGACAUGUGGUGUCACAAAUAGGUUUAGAAGUUGACAAGGCCAAAAUUGAUGUUAUUAAGAGCUUACCAUACCCGACGAAUAUUCGGGAAGAGGCUGAUUUUAAGUUUGGUGAUGAAUGUAAGAAGGCAUUUGAUCGUUUGAAAGACUUUUUGACAUCCUCCCUCAUUAUUCAACCGCCAAAUUGGGAUCUUCCAUUCGAGAUCAUGUGCGAUGCUAGCAAUACCGCGGUUGGGGUGGUUUGGGACAAAAGUGCACAAAGAAACUACACCACAACGGAGAAAGAGUUGCUUGCUAUUGUCUUUGCUUUAGAGAAGUUCCGACGGUACCUCCUUGGAACUAAAGUGAUCAUAUAUUCGGACCAUGCAACCAUAAAGGACUUACUUACAAAGAAAGAUUCGAAGCCAAUGUUAAUACGGUGGAUGCUGCUUUUGCAAGAGUUCGAUAUUGAGAUCAAGGACAAGAGUGGGAAGGAGAAUUUAGUUGCGGAUCAUCUAAGCCGCAUUGUAUCACCCGAAGAUGGUAUACCAAUCUAUGACACAUUUCUUGACGAGCAUCUAUUUGUAGCCACAGAAGCACCAUGGCUGGUGUUUGGAAAAGCAUGUCAUCUUCCGGUUGAGCUUGAACAUAAAGCUUUUUGGGCUGUAAAGAAAUUCAACAUGAAUGAAGAUAAGGUGGGAAACAAAAGGAAGCUAGACAUUCAAGAGUUAGAGGAGAUUCGAAAUGAUGCGUAUGAAAGCAACAUGAUUUACAAAGAAAAGACAAAAGCGUACCAUGACAAAAUGAUAUCCCGAAAGACUUUUGUGCAAGGACAAAAGGUUGGUCCUUUCGUGGUCACAAGAGUGUUUGACCAUGGUGCGGUGGAAAUCACGAGCAAGCAAACUGGUAAAACAUUAAAAGUUAAUGGUCAUAGAUUAAAGGCGUUUUAUGAAGGAUUCAAGGUGAAGAAUGAAGAGGUUGAUGUGUUGGAGAACCCCACAUACCAAGAAUGA
This is a messenger RNA of Lactuca sativa (garden lettuce), 2433 nucleotides long. RefSeq lists its product as uncharacterized. Lineage: Eukaryota; Viridiplantae; Streptophyta; Magnoliopsida; Asterales; Asteraceae. The record is from RefSeq and is a predicted model, not a curated record.